AUGAAUGUCUACAGAGACGGCAAGUUUGGUUCGUUCAGACAUUUCGAUUUGAGUGACGACCGCCAGAACGAGUCCAUAGACACCGAACACGCGUACCUCAAUGUGACCACAAGAGGCGAUCUGUCGAGUCUGCGCUGGUAUGAGGCGCAGCACAAGUACUGGCAAUCGCUGCCCACCGCCCACAAGAACCCCAACGAAGUGUUGUGUAGUGUAUACUACGCUCCGCUCAACUUCCGCGACAUUAUGCUGGCGACCGGCAAACUGCCACCCGAUGCUCUGCCCGGCGAUAUGGCUCUUCAGGACUGUAUUCUGGGUCUGGAGUUCGCCGGACGCGACCAAACCGGGCGCCGAGUGAUGGGAAUGGUUGCCGCCAAGGGUUUGGCCACAACCAUCGUUGUCGACGAUCCGGAAUUCUUGUGGAAAAUCCCCGACAACUGGACAAUGGAAGAGGCGAGUACUGUACCCGUGGUUUACGCCACCGCUUACUACGCUCUGGUAGUCCGCGGAGGCCUUCAGAAGGGCGAGAGUGUAUUGAUUCACUCGGGAAGCGGUGGUGUCGGACAGGCGGCCAUCUCUAUCGCGCUGAGUAUGGGUUGUGAGGUCUACACCACAACUGGUGGCGAAGAGAAGAAAGCGUACCUCAAGAAGGAGUUCCCGCAAUUGACUGACAAAAACUUUGCCAAUUCUCGUGACACCAGUUUUGAACAACACAUCCUCAGACAGACAGCCGGUCGCGGAGUAGAUGUGGUACUCAACUCACUGUCUGAAGAGAAACUGCAGGCCAGUGUCCGGUGUCUCGCACAACACGGAAGGUUCUUAGAGAUCGGCAAAUAUGACUUAUCGCAGAACAACCCUUUGGGAAUGUCUGCUUUCCUCAAGAAUAUCGCAUUCCACGGCAUUUUGUUGGACGCAUUGUUCGGCCCGUCUUCGUCUCAUUCGCCCGGAAUUCAAGGCCAGAAGUUGGAGGUCGCGAAUCUCGUCUUGGAUGGCAUCAAAUCGGGUGCCGUCCGACCCCUCAAGCGAACCAUUUUCAACAAAAAUCAAGCCGAAGAGGCGUUCCCCGAAGAGGCGUUCCGUUUCAUGGCUUCGGGUAAACACGUCGGUAAAGUGAUCCUUAAGAUCAGAGACGAAGAGUCGGCCAAAGUUGUGGCGCCCACUAAAUUGGUGGUCAAAGCUCUUCCCCGAACAGCACUUCAUCCGCUGAAGUCAUAUAUAGUGACCGGAGCACUUCAUCCGCUGAAGUCAUAUAUAGUGACCGGAGGUUUGGGUGGCUUUGGACUCGAACUCUCUCAUUGGUUGGUCGAAAGAGGCGCCCGAAAACUAGUGCUCACCUCCAGAAGCGGACCCCGCGAUGCAUACCAACACUUAUGCAUUAAACGUCUUCGUUCUCAUGGCGUUCACGUGAUUGUCUCGAAGGCCGACGCGUCCACACCUGAGGGCUCGACUCAACUCGUGAAGGAAGCCCUUUCGUUAGGACCGGUCGGCGGUAUCUUUAACUUAGCGAUGGUAUUGAGUGACGGAUUCCUCGACAACCAAAGCGCCCAAUCGUUUAAGACUGUCUGCGAUCCCAAAGUGAACGGAACCGUGAAUCUCGAUAACGUGAGCCGACAGAUGUGUCCGCAAUUGGAUUACUUCGUGGCGUUUUCUUCCGUGAGUUGUGGCAGAGGUAAUGCCGGACAAAGUAAUUACGGUUUCGCCAACUCAUCGAUGGAAAGAGUCUGCGAAUUGAGACGAAGCGACGGUUUGCACGGAUUGGCCGUCCAAUGGGGUGCCAUCGGAGACGUCGGAGUGGUGUCCGAGAAUAUGGGCGGAAACGAUGUGGUGAUUGGC
Molecule: messenger RNA, 1830 nt
Organism: Medioppia subpectinata
Lineage: Eukaryota; Metazoa; Arthropoda; Arachnida; Sarcoptiformes; Oppiidae
Source: the annotation of a GenBank genome assembly